CUCCUUUUCUUUCUCUUCUUAUUCACGUGUCUAUUCGGUGUUCCUUUUUUUUUUGUUUCGGUUUUGAUUUCGUUUUUUUUUAUUUCAUCAAAAAAAAAUUCCCAUUUUUUUGUUUCUUCGUUUAUCACAAUGGGACGUGUAAUUCGAAGUCAACGUAAAGGUGCUGGUUCCGUUUUCAAAAGCCAUAAUAAACAUCGAAAAGGAUCACCAAAAUUCCGUUCGAUCGAUUUUGCUGAACGACAUGGCUACAUUAAAGGUGUUGUCAAAGAAAUUAUUCACGAUCCUGGACGUGGAGCUCCAUUGGCCGUUGUAGUUUUUCGCGAUCCAUAUAAAUACAAAUUAAGAAAAGAAUUGUUUAUAUCGGUUGAAGGAAUGUAUACCGGACAAUUUGUCUAUUGUGGACGUAAGGCAAACUUACAAAUCGGUAACAUUCUUCCAGUUGGAACAAUGCCCGAAGGUACUGUUGUCAGUAAUUUGGAAGAAAAACCAGGUGAUCGUGGUAAAUUGGCUCGAGCCUCUGGCAAUUAUGCCACUGUUAUCUCGCACAAUCCUGAUACAAAGAAAACACGUAUCAAGCUACCUUCGGGUGCAAAGAAAGUAAUACAAUCAUCUAAUCGAGCUAUGGUUGGUAUCAUUGCUGGUGGUGGUCGUAUUGAUAAACCAAUUUUGAAAGCUGGCCGUGCUUAUCACAAAUAUAAAGCUAAACGAAAUUCAUGGCCUAAAGUUCGUGGUGUUGCUAUGAAUCCAGUUGAACAUCCACACGGUGGUGGUAAUCAUCAACAUAUUGGUAAAGCAUCAACUGUACGUCGUGAUGCAAGUGCCGGUCGUAAAGUUGGUCUUAUUGCCGCUCGUCGUACUGGUCGUAUCAGAGGUGGUAAAAAAGAAAUCAAAGAAGAAAAAUAGAUUGACAAUUGUAAUCAUUUUUAUUAUAAUUUUUUUGAAAUAAAAACAUUCAUACCACCAACAUGAAA
This is a messenger RNA of Dermatophagoides pteronyssinus (European house dust mite), 971 nucleotides long. RefSeq names its product ribosomal protein L8 (gene RpL8). Gene Ontology annotation, biological process: cytoplasmic translation. Gene Ontology annotation, cellular component: ribosome; cytosolic large ribosomal subunit. The record is from RefSeq and is a predicted model, not a curated record. Lineage: Eukaryota; Metazoa; Arthropoda; Arachnida; Sarcoptiformes; Pyroglyphidae. Gene Ontology annotation, molecular function: structural constituent of ribosome; RNA binding.